Messenger RNA from Ramularia collo-cygni, 1155 nucleotides. RefSeq names its product related to transposase. The coding region runs from base 1 to 1155 and encodes 384 amino acids. The record is from RefSeq and is a predicted model, not a curated record. Gene Ontology annotation, cellular component: nucleus. NCBI's taxonomy places the organism in Eukaryota, Fungi, Ascomycota, Dothideomycetes, Mycosphaerellales, Mycosphaerellaceae. Gene Ontology annotation, molecular function: DNA binding. The transcript has a single exon.
AUGGACGAGACGGGAGUCCUACUCAGUGUACUAAAUUCUCUCAAGGUUCUUGUAGGCAGUAACGACUUGAGAAAGCAUAGAGGUGCAGGCGUUCAGCGAACACUAAUCACAGCAAUUGAAUGUAUCUCUGCUGAUGGGAAAUGUCUCGACCCACUAAUUAUAUGGCCGGCUGUGGCGCAUCGGAGCACGUGGACAGUACAUCCUACGCCGGGAUGGCAUUUCGCAUGCUCAAAGACUGGGUAUACGAACUCAGAAAUCAGCCUCUACUGGAUCAAGAAUGUGUUUGAUCCUCAGACACGUGAGUGCGCGAAUGGUAGUCCUCGAGUGCUGAUCAGUGACGGUUUCGGUACUCACGAAUCGCUUGAAAUCCUGACUUACUGCUUCGAACACAACAUCAUCUUAGGUCGCCUGCCUUCACAUACCUCGCACAAGCUGCAGCCGUGCGAUAUCGGUGUGUUUGGACCUCUAAAGACAGCAUAUCGUGAGCAGGUUGAAUUAUUGUACCGUCAGGGAUCGAAUGCGAUAAGCAAGCAACACUUCACUCUCCUGUAUAGCCGCGCACGUCAGGUUGCUGUCACAUUACGAAACGUUCGCUCAGGUUGGGCAAAGGCUGGUCUUUUCCCAUUCAACCCCGACAGAGUUCUAGGUGAUAUGCCAAGGCCAGUGCUGGAGCCACCCUCUUCGCAUAGCGUCGUGCAAAGCGAAUCGAGAGUUGAUGACCUCAGCCUUCCACUUGAGACCCCUACCACUGCAACAUUCUUAAGCAAGCUACGAUGUCGAGUGGAAGGUAGCAUUAGUCCACUUGAUGAAGACUCUAAACUCUGUAUCCAGAAGUUGGCCAACGCAGCGGAGGGUGCUUUUGCUGAGCGUGCCCUCUUAUUAGACGAAAAUCGGGUGCUGUUCGAGCAAAACAACGAAAAGACAAUCAGACAAACGACGAAGACGACCGUUGUCGGUAAGGCUAAGAUCAUGCGAUACGAAGAUAUUGUGGAGGCGCAGAGCAAGCGCAAUGAAAGAGAGCUGAACAAAGCGAGAAAGAAAUCCGGGGAGAGUACGAAGAAGCCGGGUCGGUCACGCGGGAGCGAAGCGGAAGAGGCAGAGGCUCAGAUCGCAGCUAUGGGACUCUCAGACUACUGCUUAGUCCUGCAGCUGUGA